AUGGAAUCCAACCUCACCAAAGCCAUCGUUCACAACGAAGGCUGUGACCUGCACUACUUCUACCAAGGCCAGGGGCCCCUCAUUACCUUCAUCCCCGGCGGGAACGGCCACGGGCGGCAGUUCUUCAACCUCAUGGCCGCCCUGUCCGACAAGUACACCUGCGUGACCUUCGACCGCCGCCAGAUGUCGGCCAGCCAGGUCAAGGUCAACAAGAAGCUCAGCCCGCCGCAGCAGGCGCGGGACAUCCGCGCCGUCAUUCAGGCCAUGGGCUUCGCCAAGUCCAUCCUCUUCGGCAGCAGCAGCGGCGGCCUCUUCGCCUACACCUUCGCCCACGACUUCCCGCACAUGGUCGACCACCUGAUCGCCCACGAGGCCCCCACCACCUCCCUCCUCCCCGAGGCCUCCGACGUCUUUGAGCAGUUCCUCCGCCUCAUGGAGCUCUACCAAACCGAGGGGCUGGAGAAGGUCUCUGCCGCGUGGAGCGCUGGGCUGAUUGGGUACGACGACGAGGGAGUCCCCAAGACGGUGAGGCCGGAGCCCGGGAACGCGCUGAAUUUCUGGGAAAACGAGUUUCCCUCGCUGCUGGGCUAUACGCCCAACUUCUGGCGCAUCAAGCAGAACGGUACUAGCAUCGGCGGCUUUGAGGUCGAAACAAAGGAGUUCCUGCCUUCCUUUUUGAACAUGUUGGACAUCUUGGAGAAGAAGAGGCAAGAGGCGGCGUCGGGAAACUGA
Molecule: messenger RNA, 732 nt
Organism: Chaetomium globosum CBS 148.51
Lineage: Eukaryota; Fungi; Ascomycota; Sordariomycetes; Sordariales; Chaetomiaceae
Exons: 2
Coding region: 1-732 (243 amino acids)
Source: RefSeq, a predicted model, not a curated record